Molecule: messenger RNA, 1131 nt
Organism: Calypte anna (Anna's hummingbird)
Lineage: Eukaryota; Metazoa; Chordata; Aves; Apodiformes; Trochilidae
Gene: WNT9B
Product: Wnt family member 9B
Biological process (GO): multicellular organism development; cell fate commitment; canonical Wnt signaling pathway
Cellular component (GO): extracellular region
Molecular function (GO): cytokine activity; frizzled binding
Source: RefSeq, a predicted model, not a curated record
AUGGAAGCCCUAAGGGGCUGGGAGGAAGAGGAGGGGGAUGGGGGGAUGAAGAAGUGCACCCAGGUCUCCUGGGCCCUGCUGGUGGGGAAGUCCCAGAGAUUUCUGGGGAUCCAGUUCAUUAUAGAAAUCCCUGCAAGCUUGACCGGCAAAGAAGCUCUGACCCACUUCCCAUCCCUGGGCCCCUCCUCCAGCGCUGCCCAGGGGAAGGUCCAUGUGAAGCAGUGUGACCUGCUGAAGCUCUCCCGAAAGCAGAAGAGGCUUUGCCGUCGGGAGCCGGGCUUGGCAGAGACCCUGCGGGAUGCUGUCCGCCUGGGGGUGGUGGAGUGCCAGUACCAGUUCCGCAGCGAGCGCUGGAACUGCAGCCUGGAGGGCCGGACCAGCCUGCUGAAGAGAGGGUUUAAGGAAACUGCCUUCCUCUAUGCUGUGUCCUCUGCAGCCCUCACCCACUCCCUGGCCCGAGCCUGCAGCGCGGGGCGCAUGGAGCGCUGCACCUGCGAUGAUUCCCCAGACCUGGAAAACCGACAGGCCUGGCAGUGGGGAGUCUGUGGAGACAACCUCAAGUACAGCACCAAGUUCCUCAAGAAAUUCCUGGGGCAGAAGAGGAUUGGCAAGGACCUGCGGGCCAAGGUGGACAUCCACAACACCAACGUUGGCAUCAAGGCUGUGAAAAACGGUCUCAAAACCACCUGCAAGUGCCACGGUGUCUCUGGCUCCUGCGCUGUCCGGACGUGCUGGAAGCAGCUUUCCCCUUUCCACGAGAUCGGGCGGGUGCUGAAGCUGCGUAACGAUGAUGCUGUCAAGGUUUUCAGCAGCAGCAACGACGCCGUGGGGCACUCGGAGCUCUCUGCCCCGCAGAGCCCACAGCCAUUCCCCCCGGCACCCCCUGCCCCUCGCUCCACCGACCUGGUCUACGUGGAAGUCCCCAGUUUCUGCCGUCCCAGCAAAUAUUCCCUGGGAACUGCCGGCAGGAUCUGCUCGAGAGGGCACUGUGACAGCAUGUGCUGUGGCCGGGGGUACAACACCCAGAGCAGGAUGGUGACCUUCUCCUGCCAUUGCCAGGUGCAGUGGUGCUGCUACGUGGAGUGCCAGCAGUGCCUGCAGGAAGAGGUGGUCUACAGCUGCAAGCAGUAA